UUUGCUUCGUCGGCAUCUCAAGCUCCAGUUCCACAAGGCUAUACUCAGACCUUUCAAAAUCUAAAUGCUUCGAACAAUGCGUACGGUUACAUGGGAUAUUCUGUCCUGCAAAGCUACGACACGAACGCUUGUGCGGCCAAAUGUAAUGCCAUGAAUGGCUGCAUCUCGGUCAACGUCUACUUUGAGAACUCUGGCAUUCCUGGAUGUGCCAAUCCUCCUGUUGCAACUCGGGUAAAGUGUGUAUUCUGGGGAGGACCGGUCAACGCUGGGAACGCCCUGAACUAUGGUUCGAAGCAACUUGCGGUGGCAGGGUCCAAUGGCUAUGUCAACAAUACCAUUGCCUGGGUUCCUGGCUACGGCGCACCCACGCCACUGGGUACAGCUGCUAUAAGCGCACCGCUAAACAAGUAUGGUUUUGACAGCUUCAUGGGAAGCGCCAUCUUUGUUGGGGCCUUCAAUGCCUCGCUCUGCGUAGAGGCAUGCACAGAGAAGAGCAAUUACGCAGUUACUCAUCCUCCCACCGACGGCAGUCCUGUGCAGACUUGCCAAUUCUUCAACACGUACAUCCUGUACAUCAACUCAACCAAGAAUAUUCAAGGUCAGGUUUGUGCCAUGUACAGCGAAUCUUGGCCAGCUUCCUCCGCCACCAAUCGAGGCCAGGACUAUGGAAAUGAUCAUUUCCGUCUUGAGUACAGCUUCUCUUACAGCAACGCAACCAGCCCUGGUGCCGCU
Messenger RNA from Aureobasidium namibiae CBS 147.97, 732 nucleotides. RefSeq lists its product as uncharacterized. The annotation marks the transcript as partial. The transcript is spliced from 2 exons. NCBI's taxonomy places the organism in Eukaryota, Fungi, Ascomycota, Dothideomycetes, Dothideales, Saccotheciaceae. The record is from RefSeq and is a predicted model, not a curated record.